CUUCAGGCGGCCCCUACGGUUCCCUUGAACCAAGCGCCCCGCCAGUGCCGAGUGCAGAAGAAGAAUUGGCUGCGGCCAAGACAAUUGCCACCCUGUAUAACUGUCGUAGUAAUUACACCCUCAUUAAUGCUGGCUCGCGACCGCUCUUUGAGGAGUACCUGGAGAUGCUCAUUCAAUAUGGUUUCAUCACCAUGUUCGUGCCGGCCUUCCCCGUGGCCCCACUGUUUGCCCUAUUGAACAACAUGUUCGAAAUACGCACCGAUGCCUCCAAGUUCUUGCGUGUCCUUCGCAGACCCGUCAUCAAGCGUGAAAAGACAAUUGGUCAGUCAGUUUUCCCUUAUUGUUGA
Molecule: messenger RNA, 347 nt
Organism: Dibothriocephalus latus
Lineage: Eukaryota; Metazoa; Platyhelminthes; Cestoda; Diphyllobothriidea; Diphyllobothriidae
Source: the annotation of a GenBank genome assembly